This is a messenger RNA of Suillus subaureus, 3309 nucleotides long. RefSeq lists its product as uncharacterized. The transcript has 18 exons. The record is from RefSeq and is a predicted model, not a curated record. NCBI's taxonomy places the organism in Eukaryota, Fungi, Basidiomycota, Agaricomycetes, Boletales, Suillaceae. The coding region runs from base 1 to 3309 and encodes 1102 amino acids.
AUGUCUAAGAAUACCGCAAAGAAGCAAGCCACCAGUGGCAUUGCUAAGAGGCUGCCUCUCCUGCCCCAGCAAGUCCUGGAAGUGAAGGAGAACAUGAGCUGGUGUGGUCAGAUGUCCACAGUCAGUGGUGUCUCAGUUGCCGUGACGGUGCUGACGGGGAUGUUGUGCUCUAUGAGUGCAGUGGCUGCCCUCGCGUCAUGUGUGGCAGGUGCCUACACCCUACUUUGCGGCCUGCCAACUGAAGGAGGAAAGCCUGCCCUCCAGUACUUCCUCCACUUGAAGGGAACAUUCGAGAUGGCAUCUUCCACAGUAUUGGCUGCUGCUCUCGUCGCUGUCAUCCACUUUAUUGUGGGUGACAGUAAGGAGAUCGUCAUGCCUGUGCCUUUGCUAUCCCACUACCUCGAGCACUAUUUCCCCAAUGGUGGCUACAGCUAUCUAGAGGUCCCGUUCAACAUCACCAUGCACAAGGGUAUUUGUACAUACACUUGCGCCCAGGAUGCACACAUCAAUCAUUCUGAGGAGGAUAGUGGAUGGCUUUUCACCAGAAAAGAAAAAGGUAUUUUUGUUGCCAUGAGUGUUUCACAGGUGCUAUCUACUGUUCUAGGACCAUACUCUGGCAUCCUCCAGGGCGCCAUGAUGGUCUUUCUAGUUUGUUGCUCUGUUGUGGCUCAUGACGAUGCCUUUGGUGAGCUCCAACAAACUGUUCUUGACUACAACAUGGGGUUGGUCAUCAUCUUUUCUGCCACUCGGUUCCAGCCACUUGUUGCUACAAAUUUCUUGCUGGCUUUGGCAGAGCAGGUGAUAGUGGAGCAACUGGAUAUCAGGAAGGCAUUCCCUGGACCUCUCACCCUCUCCAGUUGUCUGGGGCAACACACCAAGGUGAUCCUCAUGAUCAGGGAAGAUGCUCACGAUGUGCAUAACCUCCUCAUCACCCAGUUUGCACAUUUGCACAUGCAAACUCAGCCCUGGGGUAUCCCUGUCCCUGGACAGUGCCCUCUCUGUGGGUCCACUAACAGUUGGUACCUAUAUGCCUGCACUUAUCCUGAGUGUGGUAGGGCGCAGGGCAAACCUCUGUACAAGUUCCACAUUGAGAAACCCCCUGGUUUUGUUGUCAAUGCUGCUAUGACAAAGACCUCGAGUUGGUUCCAGUCCCCCUCCACAACUUUUCCGCCUUCUCUUAUGUCUUUGCCUGCUUCAUUCUGGUUCAAUUCAAAGGCUAUCAGAUGUUACUACUGCCAAUUCUUAACCAAUGAAGACGACAUACUGGUAGAAGAGGAACUUUUGGAGAUGAGCCCAAUAAUGAGAAAUUUGGCCUAUCCCCUGAGGAGAGGGAAGCAGCAGCCUGUCCUAAGGAUAAGCUAUUUAAGCAGGAGAUCGAUCAGUACUGAUAAGGAGGAGCAAGUGAAGUUAGGGGUAAAGAACGAAAUCAAGUAUAGAACUGGCCAUGCUAGGGAAUGGUUCAGAAACAUGACCCCUGCAGCAGUGAAGGAGGUUGAGGAUGCAUGGGAAAAGUGGAAUAGGGAAGGCGCUCCUCCUGAAUCACAAGCCAUGUAUCGAAAGAGGCACCUCAAAAAAUACCUUGAUGACUUUACUGAACAAAUGCGUCAUACCAUGGGAUGUCGAGUUGUGAUCCUAGCCAGUCACAAGAAACCUGCAGAUCAGACUUUAAACAUCAUUGUUAAUGAGUCAAAGCCUGUCAAUAGUAAAAAACCUUUCACCCAGAGUUCUCGAGGAAAUAAGCAGUGGACAUGUCGGAGAGUUUUGAAAAAUAUGCAGAAUGGUCAAAGUUGGAAUUUUAUGAAGAAGAUGAAGACAAAGACAGGUGGCCUACCUGAUCUCAUUUUGGACAAUAACAGGCUAUGCGAAGCUUCCCUCCAUGUGCUGGAGUUCCUACCAGAGGGCAACAGGAAUUGUUGUUUGCUUGGCAAAUUUGUGCAAGUCACCAUCAGUUAUACAGAGGUCUUAACCAACACUUCCAAACCCGUACCUUGGCGUGAGGUUGUGGGAAACCCCACUUUGUACCUUGAUCCUGAUUCCUUUCCCAAAGGCUUCAUCUUGAGAGACCCAUCUCAUAUGAGGGCUGAAAAUGUCAAUCAGCUAUGGACUCAUUGGGAGGGUAGGAAGGCUGCAAAGAAGCCUCUGGAGAAAACUAAGAAGAAGUAUGUCAAAAUCGAGCCAGCCAAGACUUCUAGUACCACUGGGGCAGCUAGUGCACAUCCUACAUCUCAUAGGAUGAGGCCGGCCAAGUCUGACCCCUCUGAGGAUGAGUCGGCUGGAGCAGCUCUCACAUCACAUAGGAAGACAUUGGCCAAGCCUCAUUCAUCUGGAGAUGAGCUGGCCAGAGCAGCCUCCACAGGACAUGCUCCCAGACUGGCCACCCAGCAGCUGGGUGUGCCAGCAGCUGUGCCCAUCAAGGAUCGCAUUCAGUUCUUGAAGUCCCUCAGCAACAACAAUGAAUACCUGCUUUUAGUUGAGGGUAUCAGAGACUUGGGCAAGGAACCAAGCCUGAAGGAGCAAAAGGAAUGGCCUGCCUGGGCAACUUGGUCCUGGGAGUGGUCUUACCUUCCAAGUGGCAUGCACUCUGUUGAUGGUGAUGUGCACAAUUUCUUGCAGAUAGCUGAGUCUGUCAAGAUCAGUGGCUUUCCAUCUGCGAUGGAGUGUAAACAAGCCAUUGAGUAUGAGGAAGAUGAGGUCGCCCUUGAAACCCCAGCUUACAUUAGCUCAUCUUUCUUGGAUAUCAAGAUCCUCGACCUGGUUGUAGAGGUGGUUAAGAAGGUCAGAGGUGGGGCUAUGCGUCUGCUGAAGGCAAAGCUCAUUCAGCAGGAAAGUCCUAUCAUUGAUAAUGCUGUGGUUGGAGAAGGUAGUGGAGCUGAUGAUGGUAUGGACACCACUGCAGAUGGUGAACAGGGAGUGACCGAGGAGAAGCUGGUGGAUGAGUUGAGGAAGCUUGAGGAGGAGAAUUGCAGGAACCAGGAAUUGAAGCAGGAGCUGGAGGCAAAGAGGCUUCAGUUGAAGGAGGUGCAGGAGGUAAACAGUUGUCUGGUAAAAGAGAGGGAGGAGAAAGAGAAAGAGAAAGAGAAAGAGAAAGAGAAAGAGAAAGAGAAAGAGAAAGAGAAAGAGAAAGAGAAAGAGAAAGAGAAAGAGAAAGAGAAAGAGAAAGAGAAAGAGAAAGAGAAAGACAACAAGGAGGAGGAGGAGAUGAAAGGGAAGAAAGAACAAAGUUUGGCAGAUCUCAAAAGCCAUCCAAGAAGGUCAGUGGUGAUGUCCGUUGAUCUUCAAGAUCUAGACAGCCCACUAAGAAAGCUUUGA